AUGGCAUCAAAAACAAAAAAGACAAAAGAAUCAGCAUCAGCUACUGCAUUACCAAUUGUAACAGAUCCAGAAAUGGCGGAGCGUUUUGAGCGGGAACUAGCUUGGUGUGUUGGACAAUUGGAAUGUAUGAUGAGAUCAUCAUCGAUGAAAGAUAAAGAUCCUCCUCGAUCGGCUUUGCAGACAUUAACAAAUCCUAAAACACCAUUUAUUCGUAAACGACAAAUGAUGCAACAAUUAUUUGGUGAUUAUCGUCAAAAAAUGCAUGAUGAAGACAUAGCUAGACAAAAACGUCACAAUCAAAUACGAGCAAAUACCAAUAGUGAAAUUCCAUUAGCUUCACGUUUUGUUCGUCGUAUUCAUCAGAAUAAUGAUUCAACAAAGGACAAUACAUUUUCGUUUAAUUUUAAUAUUCCAUCAUCAGAUAUGGAUAAAAAUUAA
Adineta steineri is the source of this 438-nucleotide messenger RNA. Lineage: Eukaryota; Metazoa; Rotifera; Eurotatoria; Adinetida; Adinetidae. The record is from the annotation of a GenBank genome assembly.